Maniola jurtina (meadow brown) is the source of this 1683-nucleotide messenger RNA. RefSeq lists its product as uncharacterized. The transcript is spliced from 2 exons. The record is from RefSeq and is a predicted model, not a curated record. Bases 157 to 1683 code for a protein of 508 amino acids. NCBI's taxonomy places the organism in Eukaryota, Metazoa, Arthropoda, Insecta, Lepidoptera, Nymphalidae.
GCGUUGAGAGAGCUAAACAAAAUUUUGAUUGAAAGAUUUCCCUUUUCAGUUCCAAAGGAUCCUCGGACACUUUUAAAUUGCCAGAAAAUAAAUAUAUCAGUAACUCCAAUUGAUUCUGGCCAAUAUUGGCACAAUGGACUAAUCAAUACCCUAAAAAUGGUUUUACAACAUUUAGAUACUGUACCAAAGAAAAUAUCUCUUAAUGUAAAUAUUGAUGGUUUACCAUUAUUCAAAAGUUCUAAGCAUCAAGUGUGGCCAAUCUUGUGCAACAUUCAUGAAUACCCCAACAUCCCACCGUUGGUGGUGGGUGUAUAUGAGGGCACAAAUAAACCUGUAGAUUUAAACUCAUUCUUGCAACCGUUUGUUGAUGAAUUACUGGAGCUUUACCGUAAUAAUUUAAAAUUAACCACACAACAGAAUAUUGAAACAACAACCACAGUAAACCUGAGAGCUAUUAUAUGUGAUUCUCCUGCAAGAGCAUUAAUUAAAGGAGUAUGUAAUUUUAACGCAAAACAUGGAUGUCUUAAAUGCAAUGUAGUUGGUGAAUACUCUCAUGUUUCUCAUACUGUCACAUUUCAAGAAACGAAUAGCGUAAGAAGAAAUGAUACAGACUUUCGUGCCAAAAAAUAUGGUGACCACCACAAACGUGAUUCUCCUUUUCUCCAAUUACCAAUAGACAUGGUUGAAGACUUCCCCGUCGGAGAUUCUCUUCAUUUGGUUGACUUAGGCAUCAUGAAGCGGUUAUUGUUUGGAUGGAGAGAUGGGAAUUUAGGAAAACUUACAACUAAAUGGUCGACUAGAGAUAUUGCAAAAGUGACGCAAUUUAUAAUGAGCUGUCGUAUGCCAAGGGAAAUUCAUAGGAAUUUAAGAGGUUUACAUGAUUUAUCCAACUGGAAAGCUACUGAAUAUCGCACAUUUCUUCUUUAUGCUAGUUUUAUUAUAUUAAAGGAUGUUUUGGCUUAUGGUCCAUACCACCACUUCUUGAAUUUCUUUUGUGCUGUUACGAUUUGUUCAAGCCAACAGCAUUUUCAGUUUUUGCCGAUUGCACGAAUGAUGUUGUUAUAUUUUGUUGAACAUUACAGAGAUCACUAUGGUAAAGAAUAUAUAACAAGUAACGUCCAUAACUUGAUCCAUCUUGUUGACGAAGUCAAGAGAUUCGGUCCAUUACAAACUUUCAACGCGUAUCCGUUCGAAAAUAAAUUAAGUUCUAUUAAACGAACAAUAAGAAAAGGUAACAAACCUCUUCAACAAAUUGGUAACCGACUAAUGGAAAGAAAUACAAUAGAAAUUGAACAAUUCAGUAAUAAUGAUAACAAUAUACCUGUUAUUAAAACAUAUAAAUAUAAAAAAACUUCUAUAACGAUGAUUCGCCUGGAUUCAUUUAUUCUCUCCACAGAUAACCAAAAUAAGUGGUUCUUAACUAACAACAAUGAUGUUUUCGAGAUUAUAUCUAUGGUAAAUUACGACACUUGUAUAAGUUUCAUUGGGAAUAUUAUUCAAAAUGUCAGCGAGGUUUUUGAAAAGCCUAUUAAGUCGUCAUUUUUAAAUAUAUUUAUGACCAAUUGUACCAGUAUAAGAAGAUUGAAAACUUCAUUUAAUAUUGCUGAUAUAAAGUGUAAGUUAGUUGUUAUAGAAUAUGGUUCAAACAAUUAUUAUGUACCACUAAUUCAUACUCUGAAAUAA